GGAAGGGAGAAGCAAAAGCGCCGCCGUGUCACCGAGAGUGCCUGGCGAAAAAUGAGACAAUCAGUCAUCUGACGACUGAGCCCCCCCCUUGCUUGACAAUGCCUUCAAGUUCCCUCCUGCAUGCACUGUCCCCGACGCCAUCGGCGGAGAGCUACAACCCGUCUGAGAGUCUGUUCGCCACGUACCUGUCGGGCGGUCUGCUGGGCGUUGCGGUUGCGAGUCCGUCUCAGCAGGUGGACCGUCUGCUCUACUGGCGGUGGUACUGCAGCUCAGGGGAGCUGCAGCACCUGGACUUCAUCUGGCUGACCGCUGAACAUGCCAGGGAAAAAGUCACCUGCCUGGUACAAAGCAACGCAAGCAACAGAGGGAGGGAGGGAGGCAGAAGCCUUAAGUACUUACUGAGUGAGUGAUUGCCUGUCUGUCUGUCAGGGCUGGACGGAGGUCGUCCCAGGCAUCCAUCACCUCAUUGUCGGCUUCGGCAGGUCCGUCCGUGUGGUGCAUGUGCCUCUGAAUGAAGAUCAUUCAAUCCACUCAUUCAUUCCACUCGUGUGUUUUGUGUGUUGUGUGGCUUUCCUUUCUUCCUUGAUCAGCGGCCGCGUGUCGCUGUACACACACAAGGGCGCCCUCUGCCUCUCAGCGAUAUGGCACCCGCUGCCCGUCAUCGCCAUACGCAGCACAAGGGGCGCCAGAAAUGUCGGUAGCAGCGACGGCAGCCCCACCAGCAGCAGCAUGAUGCACGGACGGCAGCCUGUGCAGCACCCCCACGCCACUGAUGACAGCACGCGGAGUGCGAGCAGCAGCGGCAUGGACACCUCAAUGAGCCCUGCGCUGUGUGCUGUGCUCAUCCUGUACGCGGACCACACACUGGUGAGAUUAGAUAUCUACGCAGCCAACACGGGAGCCCAGCCUAAAGGCACAACUAACACCGCCAUUGAAUUGAUGUGUCUUUGUUUGUUUGUUUGUUUGUCAGGUGCACACAUCCAACGAGGCGCUUCGUCGCGAGGUGUAUUCGGCCCGUCCCAACUCGUCUGCCAUCUCUCUGGAGGAGCCACCAUCACCCCCCCUCCCCUCCGAGCCCACACCGCCCCCCUCUUCACGCCGGCUCCCAUCCCCCACACGCACUGACGACGACACUGCUGGCGUGGCCGUCAGGGACUUCAGAAAAGUCAAGUAGGUAGCGACGAUGAAUAAAUGGCUCACGCUCGCCAUGACGCUCACCGUGCUCUCUGUCUGUUUGGUGUGUCUAUCUGUCAGGCUGGAGGAUCGCGGCGAGACCUCUGAUGUGACGGUGUUGGCACUCACUGGCCGUGCGCUGCCCUCUACCGACCUGUCAGCCAUCGACAUGGCGUACGACGCCAUCCAGAGGGCCCACAGGGACGGGCGGAGAAGCAGCGUGGCUGGCGCUGGAGGUGGUGGUGUGGAGGGCUACAAGCCUAUCAUGGCCUAUGUGGCGGCGGGGUCGGACCCUUAUCUAUCGCUGCAUCUGAGGCAGCCACAGGUAUUCAUUCAUGUGUGUCAACACACGAGGCCAUGCAAGCGCUGCGCACGUGUUGCUUGAUGGAUGGAUGGAUUACAUGCAAUGCCUGCAGGAGGGCAGCUCGCCGACCAGCCGCACACUCGUGGGUUCGGCCACAUCGGCCGCGUCAGCCGUCCUGUCGGCGGCUGCCUCAUGGAUCGUCGGCGGGGCCGUCGCCCGCAAGGCUUCGCCAAGCGGCACGCCCAGCCACACGCCGGCAUCCCUUCCGCCUGACGCCACUCUAUCCUCCAAGAUCGCCGGGGAGCCGACGACUACUCCCUCUGUGAGAGGCGACAAAGAUGACUGCCGCCCGCCUCUGCCGACCGCACCACCAGGUGGUUUGCCUUGCGGGGAUGGGAUAGGUCGGGCGUGGCGUCUUGGUGUGCGUGUUGGUUUGUUUGUGACUGUCGUGUGUGGUGCUUUUGCAAAUAUUGCAGAUGAGAGUUUGGGUCAGUGCCGCGAGUUUGCUGAUCCGACCCGACGCGGGACGACCAUGUUGCCGGCCCCCUGGAACCCCACGAUUGCCGCAGUAACCGACACAUUCGGACGGGUGAGUGGGGUUUAUGUAUGGUGGGGACAGACAGGACACCACGAGGCACCCCCUGUGGCCGUGUGUGUGUGUGUGUGUGUGUGUGCAGGUGGUGUUGGUGCAUCUGAGUUCGCUCCAGUUCCUGCACAUAUGGAAGGGCUACCGCGACGCCCAAGUGGCGUGGGGCUGGACAGCACAGCAAACCCGGCGGUGCCUGGUGCUGUAUGCGCCGCGGCGGGGGCUUUUAGAGAUAUGGGACGGGCGGCGGCUGGAGCGUCUGGCUGCCGAGCAUGUGGGGGAGGGGGGUCGGCUGCUGGGGGAGGGGGAGGGGAUAUUGCUCGUCAUGCCGCACAAGGACAGGCAGAUGCAUGUCGUGCAGAUUCCCGAAUGAAUGAAUGAGUGAAUGAACGAAUGGCUAAUAAAUGAGCCAGCCGAUGACUCGACUCGACUCUUGAUGUCUGUCAAGUGUAUCUCUUCGUGUCGUGAGUGAGCCGACACGAGGGAGGACGA
Messenger RNA from Vitrella brassicaformis, 2555 nucleotides. The record is from the annotation of a GenBank genome assembly. NCBI's taxonomy places the organism in Eukaryota, Vitrellaceae.